CCAGGCUAUAAAGUUGCUAUCAUUUCAAAAUCUGGUGAGGGUGUGGAACAUGUUCCUGCAUCUGAGAAGCCAUCUGAAAAAGCAGCUCCUCAGCCAUCCCCCCCAGCUGAAGAUAAGAAAGAGGAGAAGGCAAAACCUCAAGUUGAGACUACUCCUGUUAAGGAAAAGCCGAAGGAGAGUUCACCUCCACCCCCUAAACGCUCUCCUACAGAACUCCAACUUCCCCCCAGAGAACGGGAAAGACGAGUUCCCAUGACUAGGCUCAGAAAAAGAGUUGCCACACGUUUGAAAGAUUCUCAGAACACAUUUGCAAUGCUGACGACGUUCAAUGAAGUUGAUAUGACAAAUUUAAUGCAGCUCCGCACUGAUUACAAAGACGCCUUUGUUGAAAAGCAUGGAGUGAAGUUAGGAUUCAUGUCUGGAUUUGUGAAAGCAGCAGUUAGCGCACUCCAGAGUCAGCCAAUAGUUAAUGCAGUUAUUGAUGGCGAUGACAUCAUAUAUAGGGAUUAUAUAGACAUCAGUAUUGCUGUUGGUACCCCAAAGGGUCUUGUCGUACCAGUUCUCCGCAAUGCUGAGCAGAUGAAUUUUGCUGAGAUAGAGAAGACAAUAAACGGGCUUGCUAAGAAGGCAAAUGAUGGAAGUCUAUCCAUUGAUGAGAUGGCUGGAGGUUCGUUCACAAUAUCAAAUGGUGGAGUCUAUGGAAGUCUUCUCAGUACCCCUAUCAUAAAUCCUCCUCAGUCUGCUAUCUUGGGAAUGCAUUCAAUAGUCAGUCGCCCAAUGGUUGUUGGAGGCAACAUUGUUCCAAGACCAAUGAUGUACAUUGCUCUGACAUAUGAUCAUAGACUGAUUGACGGAAGAGAGGCAGUGUUCUUUCUGAGAAGAAUUAAGGAUGUGGUGGAAGAUCCCCGUCGUUUGCUCCUUGAUGUUUGAAUAGGCAACAUCCUCUGGCUUUUUAUUUUACAUGAGAGUACACUCAAGCUAAGAACCAGAAUAAAUGGCGAUGGCAAAGUUUUGUAGGCCUUGGAUGUUGCUCUAGUCCUGAUUAUUUACUUAGUUGCAGCAAGCUAUACUUGAGAUUUGCAGAGCCGUAAAGAUCUUGCGUUCCCCUGAGGUUCACCAACUAUGCUUAUUUUUUGUUUAUAUAUAUUAUUAUACCAACUGUAAUUGUAUUCGAAUUGGGUCUUUUUGCAUUUCUGCCCUACAGCUCUUUGGCUUCAGUAUUUUCUUCUGCAUUGGAAUUAAUACACGUUUGAAAAUUCA
Molecule: messenger RNA, 1260 nt
Organism: Nicotiana tabacum (common tobacco)
Lineage: Eukaryota; Viridiplantae; Streptophyta; Magnoliopsida; Solanales; Solanaceae
Source: RefSeq, a predicted model, not a curated record